Messenger RNA from Rhagoletis pomonella (apple maggot), 207 nucleotides. Its product is annotated as senecionine N-oxygenase-like. NCBI's taxonomy places the organism in Eukaryota, Metazoa, Arthropoda, Insecta, Diptera, Tephritidae. Gene Ontology annotation, molecular function: flavin adenine dinucleotide binding; N,N-dimethylaniline monooxygenase activity; NADP binding. The record is from RefSeq and is a predicted model, not a curated record.
ACAGUUUGAUUACUACGAAGACUUAGCUGUCACAGCGGGUAUUACCAAAGUGAAGCCGGUGGUAUGUAAAAUGAUGAAAGCCUGCUCUAGAAGGUACAUUUUCGAAUUGGAUACAUAUCGGCAAAGUCGCUUCAAAGUGGUUGAUGAUGAGAAUUUCGUACGAAUUGCAUAGACCAUGCUGGCAGUUGGGAAAUUGUACAGAGCAGC